Molecule: messenger RNA, 3288 nt
Organism: Hippocampus comes (tiger tail seahorse)
Lineage: Eukaryota; Metazoa; Chordata; Actinopteri; Syngnathiformes; Syngnathidae
Gene: scara3
Product: scavenger receptor class A, member 3
Exons: 12
Coding region: 449-2296 (615 amino acids)
Source: RefSeq, a predicted model, not a curated record
UCCCUCUCUCCCUCUCUCAUUUUUUUUCUUCCCUGCUUCCUCCCUCCCUCUGAAAGUUGCCCAUGGACUCAUUCUGCAGAGGUUUUAGUCUCCUCAGGCUCUGGAUGGGAGAGGGAUGAGAUCACAGAGCUCCAAUCCGAUGCUCUUUUAGCACUUCAAACACUAAUAUUGUAACUCAUCUUACGGUCAGACCACUAUUCAACUAGAUAUGUUUUACCCAUUUUAAGAUGCAAAUGAAUGAGCUUGUUUUGCAGCAUUUUUUUAACCCAAGCAGCACAUUGAGGAGGUUUGGGACUUUCACCACUUUUUUUUUUUUGGGGGGGUGGCGGGGGGAGCUGGGAAAAUGAACGCAGAUGCCUCAACCUGCUGACUACUUUAGCUUCACCUGCUCUCGUUCGUUCUGACCACAAGCGUCAAGCUGAGCAUCAGCGAGCCUAAGUGAGGAGCCAUGAAAGACAGCUACGGAGGAUAUGAGAACCAGCUCUUUAAAGAGGAGGAGAUCAAUGGCGAGGAAGAGGAUAUACCGCCAUUCAGAGGUGAAGGCCGCACGCACACAAGUGGAUUCACAACUUGUCGCACUCGAGGAGGUUGUGUGAGGUGCCGGCAGAGUCAUUCCCUCCAAGUGGCUGUCAAAAUCCUUUACGCAUUAGUGGCAUUCCUGAUCGUCAUUGUGGUAGUGCUGGCAUCACUCGUGUUUAGGAAGGUGGACUAUCUUUCCCAGGAAGAGCUUGUCUAUGAAAAGAAGAUCGCCAGCGCUCAGAAAGCCCUCGACGAGAUCACUAACUGCUCAGGUUGUCUGGAUGUGACCCUGUACAGCGAGGAGAUAGCUCGGCUCAAGCAGGAGUUUGAGGACAUCCAAAAAAUGCUCCUGGGACAAGAGCAGGUCCUGGACCAAGCCUCUCAGACUCAGACCAAGCUGACAGCCACUAGCAAACAGCUUAGCACAGAUAUGCAGACCCACGUCAUGUCCAUUAAGUUUCUCAACCAGUUGCUGGUGGGAUACCAAGACCAGGUAGAGGGCUGGAAGGACGUGCUGGAGGAAACGGAAGAGAGAAUGAAGACUCUGACAGAAGAUCAAUAUGAUGUCAAAGCUACUGCGCAGCAAAUCAACACAACAGUGGCACUGAGUACGAUGUGGAUCGAUGCCCUGCAGAGGAAAUCAGACGAGGAGAGUUUGGUCCUCCAGAAGUUGACCAGUGACUGGCAGAACUACACUCAAGUUCUGGGCAUGAUUAAAUCCAAUGCGAGCAGCAACACCCAAAUCUUACGGUCCCUGCAAAACAAUAUCGUCGCGGACCACCAGAGAAUCUCCAUUUCCUCGGAGAUGUACUACGAACUCAGUCAGCAGGUAAUGAACCUGCAGGUGCAACUCGACAACGUCACAACUUCCAUGGACGAACAUGAAGAGAACAUGCACGACCUGCACUACCAUUCCAAGUACUACGAAAACCGGACUGGAGAACGUUUCUUGGCUUUGGAUGGGCGUCUGAACUCCAUCGAGAUGGAGAUUGAAACCAUCUCAUCCAGCAUCAAUGCCACCGUCAGUCAUGUCCAGAGCAUGUACAAGUACAUCAACAUUGAGAGCUCCACCUGCCAGAGCCGCCUGAGCAGACAAAUCGAAGAUAUGCAGAACUUAAACAGCAGCGUCUUGUUACUUCUGAACUCCGCGGACGCACUGAGGCAGGAGCACAUGUUGUUAAAUGUACGUCUGGAUGUGGAUGUCAGGAACUUGUCCAUGGUGAUGGAGGAGAUGAAGCUGGUGGACACUCACCAUACGCAACUGAUCAAGAAUUUCACGAUAUUAAGAGGUGCUCCAGGACCACCCGGCCCUAAAGGUAACCGCGGAGAGACUGGGUCAAAAGGACCUCUAGGACUGACCGGGGGGAAAGGUGAUCGAGGCCCAAUAGGAGGCCGUGGAUCGCAAGGAGAAAAGGGCUCUUCUGGGCCGAGAGGUGCACCUGGUCAACCUGGCCCUAGUGGCAGUCGAGGGGCCAUAGGUAACACAGGACUUAAAGGGGGCCCCGGCCAACCAGGACCACGUGGUGAAAAGGGCCAGAAAGGUGAUAUGGGUCCACUUGGUAAAACCGGGGUCCCGGGACCAAGAGGUCCAUCAGGGAUCCAGGGCCAAACAGGACUACCGGGUAUAAUUGGACCGCCGGGGCCCAAAGGGAAACCAGGACCAACUGGGGCCCCCGGACCACCAGGAACUCCUGGGCCUCCAGGAGUACCGCACUCCCUUGAUCAAUCCAGGACGCAGCAGAGAAGCCAACCUGCUGCUGGAGCCAAAAGACAGUAACCAACUAGAUUUGGACAUGGACUCGGGAAAGUUCAUUGGAACAAUUCAAGAGGUGGUACUCCACCCAAUCGAAAAGACCUGAUUAAAACAGGACCUUUGAAAAUGACGCGGAUGAAUAUUGCCAACAAGGGUAGAGAGCACUACCUACAGACUGAACAUCAUCUGACACAUUGCAUUAUUGUCUUAUAUCGGUUGUCUUCAGCCACCUUGCAAAGAUAGAUCAUAACAAGUGUGUGUGGGUUUUUUUUCCAGGGUAAAACACACAAGUAAGCAAUCCUAAAACAUGGCUGUUAUUGAACUUCAAUCAGGUGAUGAUGAAGAUUGUUGAUGCCCCGGAGGAUUACGGCUAAAUUCAAACAGAGUAGUCUUGGUUCGCGCCUAUUUUCUUGAUGCCAAAGCACAUUUCCUUUGAAGUGCUCGCAUCACAGAAAGCUGACAAAUUGGUCAUUUUGUGGCUUUUUCGGAGCAGGUACUCUGAAGAUGAAAUUAGCAUGUGCUAUGUCAAGUUGAACAAUUCAUUUUCAACGCUCCAAUGGCCAUGGGCAGUUUACAAUACUGUAUGUACAAUGGUGCGCUUUAAAAUGUCAUUUUUGCUUCAGCGUUUGUGCAAAUACAAAUGCCAAUAUAGAUAUAUAUUUUUUUUUGCAUAGUUUAUUAUUGAACAUUUAGAACACUAUGCUGGUUAAAAGCAAGGAAAAUGCGGCAAUUAUUUGCCUUUUUUUUUUUUAUCCAGUUGAAAGUGUGAACAAAAACUCUUGAUUCUGGCGUUGACGACAACUAAGGCUAAUCAGCGAAGCGCUCACCACAAAACACAUCAUAUGGGUCGUUUUUCCUCAAAUGGGAAUAAGGUCUGAAGUAUUUUGUCCACAGACUAAAAAUAGCAUUAUAUACUAACCCAGUUUGUACUUCUGCUGUGACAGUAGACUCAUCACUUUUCAUGUUACACCUGGAAACAUCCUUUCUCUCAAAGAAAUAAAAACACAAAUAGAGAA